UUUUCUGUCUGUGAGACUGCGGUGGAAAAACAUUCCAAACGCAAUCAGCCAAUCUAGUCACCUUCGGAGAACCCAGCGACAACGACGACGAAACAGACGGCUGCAAUGGCCCAUCUAGCUCGCGAACAUUCGACGGGCGUGAAAACGUAAAACCAGUCCCUUUUUUUUGCGAUAACAACUUUUUUCCAAGUGGAGUGCGCACAACAACAACAUCAACUAAACUUCCCACUGCAGCGGAACGAUUGCGUAUAUAGUUUGCUCCGAUGACUCAAUCGCUCAAGGACACGAUGAAGUCGGCCGGAAUCUACUUUCUAGUGAUUUGUGCGUUCCUGUUCACCUCGUUCUACAAUGUCGCGUCGGACGCGGCCAAUCAGCGGCCGACGGUGCCCGGUUCGCCCGGAGCCACCGGUACGACAGCGGCAUCAUCAUCCGUCGUUCUGGAAGCGAUCCACCACAGCAAUGCAUCCGUCUCUGCGUCCACCGUUGCCACUGUACCGUCUGCCUCCCCGGCUCCUGCUCCGGCCACCGCUAACGGUACGGCGGCGACGGCAACCGCACCACCGACCAGCGGCAACACCAGCACAUCAUCUGCCACGAUGUCGCCGGAGAAGAGCGCGGUGGAGCAGGAGCACUACAGCUCGAUGUCGAUCUUUUUCGUGCUGUGCGUGAUAGCGCUCGGCAUCCUGCUGAUCCACAUGAUGCUGCAGACCGGCUUCCAGUACCUGCCGGAAAGCAUCGUGGUCGUGUUUUUGGGCGCCCUGAUCGGGCUCAUCCUGAACGUAUCGUCCGUCAAGCACAUCGCCAACUGGGAGCGGGAGGAAGUGUUCUCGCCGACCGCGUUCUUCCUCGUGUUGCUGCCCCCGAUCAUCUUCGAGUCCGGGUACAACCUGCACAAGGGCAACUUUUUCCAGAACAUUGGCUCCAUACUGGUGUUUGCCAUCAUUGGGACGACAAUUUCCGCGCUCGUGAUCGGAUCGGGCGUGUAUCUGCUCGGGCUGGCGGAGGUGGCGUACCGGCUGAACUUUGUCGAAUCGUUCGCAUUUGGAUCGCUCAUAUCGGCCGUCGAUCCGGUCGCAACGGUGGCCAUCUUUCACGCGCUCGACGUCGACCCGGUGCUGAACAUGCUGGUGUUUGGCGAGUCCAUCCUGAACGAUGCCAUUUCGAUCGUGCUGACGACGACGGUCAUGCCGAUGGUGUCCGAUUCCGGCAGCAGCACGGGCGAGUCAAUCUUCUCCGCACUGAACACGUUCUGCAUGAUGUUCUUCGCGUCAGCCGGCAUUGGCGUGGUGUUUGCGCUGAUGAGCGCACUGCUGCUCAAGCACGUCGAUCUGCGCAAGCAUCCGUCGCUCGAGUUCGGCCUGAUGCUGGUGUUUACGUACGCGCCGUACGUGCUGGCCGAGGGCAUCCAUCUGUCCGGCAUAAUGGCGAUCCUGUUCUGCGGUAUCGUAAUGUCCCACUACACCCACUUCAACCUGUCGACGGUGACGCAAAUCACCAUGCAGCAAACGAUGCGUACGCUCGCGUUCAUUGCGGAAACGUGCGUGUUCGCGUACCUCGGGCUGGCCAUCUUUUCGUUCAAGCACCGGUGCGAGCUGUCGUUCGUGAUCUGGGCGAUCGUGCUGUGCCUGAUCGGGCGCGCCUGCAACAUCUUCCCGCUGGCCUGGCUGGUGAACCGGUUCCGCGAGCACAAGAUCACCAACCGGAUGGCGUUCAUCAUGUGGUUCUCGGGGCUGCGCGGUGCCAUCUCGUACGCGCUGUCGCUGCACAUGCAGUUCAGCACGGAGGAGUCGCGGCACGUGGUCAUCACCACGACGUUGAUCAUUGUGCUCUUUACGACGCUGUUCUUUGGCGGAUCGACGAUGCCGCUCAUGAAGUACCUGCAGGGCGGAAAGAACGUAAAGCGCGCGGCACGGGCAGGGCGCGCGGGCCGCAAGCGCAAGGAAAAGGCGCUGUCGCUGAGUAAGACGCGCGAGUGGGGCCAGGCGAUCGAUUCCGAGCAUCUGUCCGAGCUGACGGAGGAGGAGGAGGUCAGCUUUACCCAGUCCCGCAUCGGUGGCUUUACCCGGUGGGAUCGAAAGUUCUUUACGCCGUUCUUUACGCGUCGCUUUACGCAUCAGGAGCUUCACGAUUGCAAGAGCCAGAUGGCUGAUCUGACCAACAAAUGGUACCAGGCGAUACGAAUAUCCCCCGACGAUCCGGACGAGGAGGACGAGGAUGAUCCCGAUGCGGAUGCCAUUUCGGAACGUUCCACGACCAACAUCGUGUUCCCUGGGCCGAGCAGCCGCAGCACCAAAUCCUGAUCCAGUGAGCUGCCCGGGCACGUGAUACGCUCCCUGCCGGUUCCAACAUCACCGACCUCGUCGGUGCCGGAACCACCCAUCGGCCGGGAGCAGCCCAUAGCGGACUGCCUGCCCGGGCACGAGGGAGCCCUUUACGAUACGUCGCCCCUGCGAACGGUCGAUUUCCUGUAAGAGGCCCAUCAUUAUUCUCCAGUGCGGAUGUGUGUGUGUGUGUGUGCUGUGCUGUGCAAAGUUAUACGGAUAUAUACAAAAUACGUAACAAAUGAAAUGUGCCGAAGCCAGGAAGGCAAGUCACCGUGAAUCGCACGGGUAGUGCAGGUGCUGGCAAUGUAUGUGGUGUAUGGUGCAUGUUUUAUUGCAGAAAGGAAAGGUGUUAGUUAUCGGGCAACCGUUUUGUUUUUUUUAUCGUGUAAACAAAUUACGUGCAAUUACGUGUAAAAAUUAAUUAUCGGGUGAUAAUUCGCUAGUCAAACGGAAACGAAAAACAGGGUGCAAAUGGGGGAAAAGGGACGUUUAACGAACAAAGGGUACGAUUUUCACUACUUUCCCGCUUUCCCGGGGUACCCCGAGAUAUGGGGUCUCUCUGUCGGUAGCAACAUUCACCUAGAUUUUGUAAUAGACAAAUUAAAAUAACGAUUUAAAUAUCUACACACACCCUCCACAGCAGUAAACGAAUCUUUAAAACGUCGAUACAUUGAAUCUAGUAUUUGAAGGUAGUUAGGGCAAUAAUCAAGAAUUAUUAUACCACAUUAUUACCAAGUAUGAUCGAGUGUAGCUCAUUUAUAGGGAAUAUUGCAGUGAAAGUUAACCAAUCGCACAAGUAUUGUAUCAGCUUUUUGUUUUGGGCAGGACGGUGUGGGAGAUAUAUUUACGCUUAAACUCAACCCCCCAUCUCAUCGCCUCACGAUCGAACACGUGUCAUGUGCGUGUGUGAGCAUGCUAUAAUCUAUCGCCGGAAUCUAUCGCCGCCAACCGUUCCACAGAACUGUUCCAAACCAGAGUGCACCACAGUUUAAGUUUGCCUCCCAGCUCUCCUCGAGCGCCCUCGCUCCGUUUCUCCAGUGCUUCAUAAACAGUGUUAUUUAUCUAGGUUUUACUAUUCCCUUCUCUCCUCUCACUCCUUCUCAAUAUGUGUAAUAUUGUUUGUGUCUCUAAGCUAUCGUUACCAAUAAACAAAACCGUUUCGCAACA
Molecule: messenger RNA, 3491 nt
Organism: Anopheles merus
Lineage: Eukaryota; Metazoa; Arthropoda; Insecta; Diptera; Culicidae
Gene: Nhe1
Product: sodium/hydrogen exchanger 8
Exons: 2
Coding region: 264-2300 (678 amino acids)
Biological process (GO): sodium ion transport; regulation of pH; proton transmembrane transport
Cellular component (GO): Golgi apparatus; membrane
Molecular function (GO): sodium:proton antiporter activity
Source: RefSeq, a predicted model, not a curated record